Molecule: messenger RNA, 1527 nt
Organism: Suillus subaureus
Lineage: Eukaryota; Fungi; Basidiomycota; Agaricomycetes; Boletales; Suillaceae
Exons: 2
Coding region: 1-1527 (508 amino acids)
Molecular function (GO): protein binding
Source: RefSeq, a predicted model, not a curated record
AUGUUUCGAUCCGAGUCGUGUACGGAUAGUUCGGGCAAUCAGCCCACCUCAUGGCGAAAAGAUGCAACUGCAGAUCAACCCAUGCUCAUCGAGGACCCCUUCACCCAAUCGACAUUGUUUACUCUGGACUUUUUCAAGCGCCUGGCAAAAUUUUCCCUUAUGGGUGUUUUGGCACUCGGGAUCACUGGCUGGACAGCAUUCGAGGGUUUACAUAUGUGGGUGGAGAACGUCGAACUCGCAUGCGAUCAAGAUAGCGAAGUACGCAGGUGGGAGUGGGACCACGAGGCUGAGAAGUGGUCAGGUGGGGACAAAGGUGGGACAGACAUAGCACUUGGAUUCAAAGGCAGGCACGCUGUUCGUAGUGCAUGGAUCGCCGAGAACUGGGGAACGGGCUCAGGAGCGAUCAUCAGCCGCUCGAACACAUUUUCAGGACGAGGCUCCCAGGGUACAGGUAGUCCCGACAUUAUAGAGGCUCGCCUGGAGGUUGCCCAAACAUUUAUGGCUCUUGCCAUCAGUAUUGCCGAAAGCAAAGUGUCGUCCGGAAAAUUACGCCCACAAACUAUGGGUGAGCUACUCGCCCGCCACGCUUCUAUUCUCGAGCGUAUGGGGACGAGGAGUGCACUUUUACAGGCCCGGCCCUGGUAUGAGCGGGUGUGGGUUGGGCUGCCCGCCAAGGGCACAGAUGCUGCACGGGUUGCAUUAAAACUCGGGGACCUUGACUAUCGUCUCGGUGACUUCGAGGACGCGCUUGCAUGGUGGGCACGGACCAUCAGCCUCACCCAGGGCACUCAGCAGGCAAAUCUUUUGGCUCCUGAAUUAGCACAGACCAUCCCUUCAUCUCCGAGUGCACAACGCACGCUUGCUUCCACGUUGGUAUCACUUUCCGCCUACUAUUCCACCUCUGGUCACCUUAAGCAAGCGCAGCAUGUACAGGAGUCCGGACUCGAUCUCCUACGCUCGAUUCCGUCUCCUUCCAGAAUUUCAACAGCAUCUCCGCCACAGGCAUUGCAUUCACUAUUUCUGCUUCAUCGAUCGUCUCUGCUUUCCAUUCACCUCGCAGAAGUUCUCUACGCCCUCCGCGCAGCACCUGAACACUCCAUACAAUGGCUCACGCGCGCUGCAGAAUCAUCCGAGCGAGUUGCUCUCGCCCUUGCAGGUCUCCCAUUCACCCAUCCUGACGCACCAGGCUCGGCAAUUCCCCAUCCGCCCGCCUCGGAAGCAUCCCUAGUUCCCGUGUAUACUAAAUCGCCUGCAAUGCAAAAACCAGCUAAAAGCCUCCUCCGCGAUGCUCGCCGGACGGCUGCUGAAGCCUGGAAUCUCAUGGGUAUACUUAGGGAAGGCGAGAAAGAUGGUGCGGAACGCGCCCUUGAGUGUUAUGAACGCGCUCUGGGGUGGGCAGGUGUCGCAGCAGAUCGUUCUGGCGGCAUUGGUGAGCCUGGGGAAGGCACACCAGAAGCAGAGUGGAAAAUACUUUGGAAUAACUAUGUUCGUGUGCGUGAAGCGACACGGAAGCAAAUGGAAAAGUAA